GAAAAAAUAUUGUCAGUGUCGACCUUGCAAAACCAAAAGGCAUUCCAAUACAAGCCGCAAUCAGUGGAAGUCAUGUUCUCGUCGAGUCCUCCGCUUGAUGUGUUUGAUAGGCUGGUCAUCGCUCUGCCUUCCUGUAUAUAAACCUCACGUAAUAAUCUACUAUGAUGUUUUCAUGAUUCUUCAGAUUGAUACGAUCCAUGAACUUAUAUCGUAUUAUGUGGUCAUAUUGAUCAUCAUAGUUUGUGUGGGGAAAUUGUGGCUCAACGAGAAACAUAUGAAAAACGAAACAAGAAAUUACUUCCUUUUCUACUUCAGAAUGAACAAAUAUAUGAGUUUGGCAGAUCUAGUAAAUCUUCUUGAACCCGCCUGGUUGUACCAAGAAAACUCUGUCACCAAAUAUCUGAAGACAAUAAUGAAGAAAAUUGGACUGUCUUUGGCCACAGGCAGUUCUCAAACGAUUCAACGCCCAAUGAAAGUGAUUCGUGUUCAUUUAUCCAGAACCAGAGAGCUGUUGCCUGGUGAGAUGCGCAUACUGAGGAGGUGUCAAACGCUCGUCAAUGAGAUGAUCCAUGUUGUGUCGCAACUUUCGAUUGCUCUUGAAGCUAGCUCAUUGAAGCCUCAAGAUCGUGAAGAGAUACCGAGUUUGGCCACAGCAGAAAACUGCAUGAAGCUGUUGCAGAUUAUCGUCCAGGCUCUCCAGUCUAAGACCAGUCCCAUACAACAACUGCCCCACAUGAGCCUAGGCACAAAAAUGAGUAUCCCGGAACUUAUAUCUAUGGAAGAGGGAGAGAGAAGAGACACCUUUCUAAGUCAUUUAACAGACGAACAAUACCAAGAUGUUAUUAGCGCCUGUUCCCAUAUGCCGAAUGUAGAGAUGGGAGCUCGUUCCGAAGUGAAUGAAGAUGGGACUGCUAUGACGGUUAUCGUUAGUAUUGCACGCAAGAACAUGUUGAAUACGGCGUAUGAAUAUAGGGCGCAGGAGAACGCAGUAGAAACCAAUCAGACAGAUACAUAUUUUGGCCAUUGUCCAUAUUUUCCAGAUGAGAGACAAGAAGGCUGGUGGCUGUACGUUGCCGACCUUGACAACAAACAGUUGGUUACAAAACCUGUUCUAAUUGUAUCGCUGUUGGAAGAGAUUCGAUUAAGAAUAUCAGCCCCAAAAGAAGCUGGAUGUAACACAAACAGCAUCAAGCUAACAUCAGACAGCUAUUUCGGCUUAGAUAAACAUCUGAAGUUAAAACUGAUUGUCCAAUAUUAAAUUGGUUCAGAAUGACGGAUGGCGCUUAGUUUACCUGCAAGUCUUAAAUCGGUCGGUGAAAAGAAUGGAUUACGCAUAACGUGACCCUACAUAUAUUAAAGCAUUUCACUCAUGUGGGUGAUGGUUUUGACUUGGUCUGCUUCCAAGAUGGCUUUGAACUAAACGAACUCGUCAACAAAAGACGCCUGAAUGUCAUCUGGAUCACUCCACCAGAUGCGUUGCACAUAUCCGUUGAUCAUUCAUUGUGAGAGACUCAAACUCUGUCAUGAAACCAAACAGUUUGUGAAGACCAGAAUAUUCGCUCAGCCGGUUGCGAAAUUCAACAGUGAGACAAUCAACUAUGCUGUAGAAUGUGUGGCGAAAAAGCGAUAGACAUAUUACAAAAAUGAUGUAUGUUUAACCUGUUAUGUGUGUCUGUGAUCUGAGUUGUGGAAUAUUCAAAAACGGUGAGAUAUCCUUGUGACUCGUGUCAGUUAUCCGAUAAGUCAGUGAAAUAUCCUAAAGGUUAGUGUGGUAAUCUGUCCGUAGACUUAUCAAGGAGUGGUGCGGGAAAAAAAUUGUGCAGGUUAUAAACAUAG
This is a messenger RNA of Dreissena polymorpha, 1836 nucleotides long. Its product is annotated as translocation protein SEC63 homolog. The transcript has 14 exons. The coding region runs from base 98 to 1258 and encodes 386 amino acids. Gene Ontology annotation, biological process: post-translational protein targeting to endoplasmic reticulum membrane; SRP-dependent cotranslational protein targeting to membrane. The record is from RefSeq and is a predicted model, not a curated record. Gene Ontology annotation, molecular function: transmembrane protein transporter activity; RNA binding. Gene Ontology annotation, cellular component: Sec62/Sec63 complex. NCBI's taxonomy places the organism in Eukaryota, Metazoa, Mollusca, Bivalvia, Myida, Dreissenidae.